UUUUUGUUUACAAUCACUCUCUCCAUUUUCUCUGUUUGGUUCUCAAGAAAUGGCUCUCACUGGUAAAGUGAGUACUGAACUUAAAAUUCAUAGCCCUGCUGCUAAGUUCUUCAAUAUUUUUGUGGAGCAACUUCACCACAUUCAAAACAUUACUGAAACUGUGCAUGAAACCAAGCUGCAUGAAGGAGAGUGGCAUGAUGUUGGUUCUGUUAAGCACUGGACUUACACUGUAGAUGGUAAGGUAGCAUCAUGUAAGGAAAGCAUUGAGGUGAUUGAUGCACAAAACAAAUCACUCACUUUCAACAUUUAUGAUGGAGAUGUUGCAAAACAGUACAAGAUCUUAAAGGCUCACUUACAAGUGAUUGAUCAGGGUGAUGGCAGUGCUGUCGCUAAAUGGACCUACGAAUUCGAGAAGGUCAAUGAAGAUAUUAAACCUCCAUAUGCCUACCUGGAAUUUGUGACUAAAGUCACCAAAGAUGUUGAUGAUCAUCUUAUCAAGGCAUAG
Abrus precatorius (Indian licorice) is the source of this 505-nucleotide messenger RNA. RefSeq names its product MLP-like protein 28. The record is from RefSeq and is a predicted model, not a curated record. Gene Ontology annotation, biological process: defense response. The transcript has 2 exons. The coding region runs from base 50 to 505 and encodes 151 amino acids. Lineage: Eukaryota; Viridiplantae; Streptophyta; Magnoliopsida; Fabales; Fabaceae.